GAAGACGCCCUCCGCGGUGAAGCCGAGCCCACAGACCACGCCGCCAUGCAUCCCCCUGGGCUCCGUGGAACCCUUUUCCUGCUGCUGCUGUUGCUGCUGCGCGCUGUGCUGGCCGUGCCCCUGGAGAGGGGGCCGCCCCACCAGGAGGAGAGCCCCGCCACCGAGAGCCCGGACACGGGCCUGUACUACCACCGGUACCUCCAGGAAGUCAUCAAUGUGCUGGAGACUGAUGGCCACUUCCGCGAGAAGCUGCAGGCUGCCAAUGCUGAGGACAUCAAG
Molecule: messenger RNA, 279 nt
Organism: Carlito syrichta (Philippine tarsier)
Lineage: Eukaryota; Metazoa; Chordata; Mammalia; Primates; Tarsiidae
Product: nucleobindin-1-like
Exons: 3
Cellular component (GO): endoplasmic reticulum-Golgi intermediate compartment; extracellular exosome
Molecular function (GO): calcium ion binding
Source: RefSeq, a predicted model, not a curated record